Lactuca virosa is the source of this 2190-nucleotide messenger RNA. The record is from the annotation of a GenBank genome assembly. NCBI's taxonomy places the organism in Eukaryota, Viridiplantae, Streptophyta, Magnoliopsida, Asterales, Asteraceae.
CUAAUCAAGUAUAGGACACGUACAAACAAUGAAGGAAAACUCCAAAUCAAACAAGUCAACAAUCUCGGUAAACAAUGAUUUCUUGGUCAAAAAUAUCUCCAUAUGAACUUGAAAUUCCAAUGUUCUUCUCCUUCUACAUUCAUCUUUUUCAAAAUUUAAUCAAACCCCACUUCUUAAUUCCUACUCAAUUUCAAAACCCAAAACUAGAACUCAACAGAUGUCUUUCUACAUAACGAAUUUCUUCAAUCCCCAAUCUGCCGCGGAGAAGGCGGUGUCCGUGAUUGGAAAUGGUUACGACCUCACCUUAGAUAUCCGAUUAAAUGGCUGUAAACCCGGUCCUUCCGGGUCGACCCUUAUCGAUCUCGACGGAACCCUAACUAAAGACCUGGUGGUUCCCGGCGGCGGCGUCGUACCCAAUGUUCCCGCCUCUAUCAAGUGCGAUAAAGGCGAACGCACUAGAUUCCGUUCCGAUGUUAUUUCGUUUAACCAGAUGGUAGAGCAAUUCAAUCAGGACGUAUCUUUAUCAGGGAAGAUACCUUCUGGUUUCUUCAAUUCCAUGUUUAAUUACAAAGGAUGCUGGCAAAAAGACGCAUCUUCAACAAAAAGUCUAGCUUUUGAUGGUUGGUUUAUAACAUUGUAUAACAUCGAGCUACAAAGAGCCCAAAUCUCGUUAUCUGAGAAAGUGAAAAGCGAAGUGCCCUCUUCAUGGGAUCCUGCUGCACUUGCAGGGUUUAUUGAUAAAUAUGGUACACAUAUGGUGGUUGGGGUUAAGAUGGGUGGCAAAGAUGUAAUUUAUCUAAAACAACUACAAACUUCAGAUCUCGAGCCAAGACAAGUCCGGGAUAUACUAAAGCAAUUAGUGGACCAAAAAUUAUCCGAGGACGUAAGUGAAAUACCCGUUUUGCCCCCUGAGAAGUCAUCUAAGCAAAAGGAAGAACGAAUGGUAGCAUGGGACGUUCCUCUAGUUUUCACAAACUCGCUAAGACCAUCCGUCACAUCACUCUCGAAGAAGGACGAUUUAUUAAGCAUUCAUGUUCGUCAAGGAGGUAUAGACAACAACCAAAGUCACAAUGAUUGGCUUUCGACUGUAUCACAAUCACCAAAUGUCAUCUCAAUGUCAUUUGUUCCAAUUGUUUCCCUUUUAAAUGGUGUUCGUGGUAGCGGAUUUCUUACUCAUGCGAUUAAUCUCUACCUUCGAUAUAAACCGCCAAUAGAGGAACUCGAGCAAUUUCUCGAGUUCCAGUUACCGCGGCAAUGGGCGCCCAUAUACAGCGAUCUGCCGCUAGCAGCUCGCCGGAAAACACCAUCAAUGCCAUCACUUCAGUUCACAUUCUUAGGUCCUCGACUUCACAUCAACACCACAAAGGUCGAUUCCGGCAACCGACCCGUCACCGGUGUGCGCUUGUAUUUAGAAGGCCGGAAAAGCAAUCGACUGGCCAUCCAUCUCCAACAUCUAUCCACGGUUCCAAAAUCGCUCGAACUUUUUGAUGAUUUUAUCAAUGAACUUUGUGAGGAACAUUCCGGAAAGGGAUACAUGGAACCGGUUAAGUGGGCCAUCUUCUCGCACGUGUGCACUGCCCCGAUUGAAUACAGUGAGACUCGGAUUGAUGAUGACUCGGCUUCAAUUGUGACCAAGGCAUGGUUCGAGGUGAAAGGGGUCGGUAUGAAAAAGGUUCUUUUUCUCCGAUUAGGGUUUGCGAUGGUGAAGUUUGCAAAAAUCCGACGGUCCGAAUGGGACGGACCUUCGACGCAUUCCCGAAAAUCGGGAAUGUUGUCGAUGUUGAUGAGUGCCCCGUUUAGUACGGGGCUUUCACCGGCUGAUCAGAAGUCUGAUCAGCCGGUGAAGGUGGAUUUGAACUCGGCUAUUUAUCCGAGUGGGCCACCUUCGGGUGAACCAAAAAUGUCGAGUUUUGUUGAUACGAAGGAAAUGGUUAGGGGACCGGAGAAUCCACCUGGGUAUUGGGUGGUAACCGGAGCGAAGCUAUGUAUGGAGGGUGGUCGGAUUAGAGUGAAAGUUAAGUAUUCGUUGUUGGUUAUAAUGUCGGAGGAUUCCAUGUUGAUGUGAGAAAAUGAGUAGCCAUUGUUGCAUCAUGUUAUGUUAUAUUAUUUAUGAUGAUUUAGAUUGUACAUACAAAUUCGAUCAAAUUUGAGUUAGAAUACAAGGAUAUAGAUGAAAUAUAGGACAGGCAG